This is a messenger RNA of Myzus persicae (green peach aphid), 4904 nucleotides long. RefSeq names its product aryl hydrocarbon receptor protein 1 (gene ss). Gene Ontology annotation, biological process: regulation of transcription by RNA polymerase II. The transcript has 12 exons. The record is from RefSeq and is a predicted model, not a curated record. Gene Ontology annotation, molecular function: protein dimerization activity; transcription cis-regulatory region binding; nuclear receptor activity. NCBI's taxonomy places the organism in Eukaryota, Metazoa, Arthropoda, Insecta, Hemiptera, Aphididae. Bases 1034 to 4141 code for a protein of 1035 amino acids. Gene Ontology annotation, cellular component: aryl hydrocarbon receptor complex; nucleus.
AGUCCGCGAGCGUAUACCGUGGCCGCCGCGCCGUUUCCAUCCGUUCACCGCGCGCCAGAACAGCAGUGCGCCUCGUCGUGCCAUCGCGUACGGUGUCCAGUGUGUGCGUGUGCGUCUGCGUCUGCCUGCUAGUGUGUGUGUCGUGUUUCUGUGUGCGAGUGCGCGGACGCGUGUGUACUCACAUUCGUGUGACGAGAAUAAAAUUUAAUAUUUUACGUCUAUAACCUACGCCCGGGAUCGUAAUAUCAUAACAUAUUUGUUGUCGCCGGUCGCGGGUUUUCUUCUCCGGCCGUCCGAUCGUAGGUAUACAUAUAUACUUAUAUUUCACUCGUAAGUUGUAUAAUGUAACCCACCUACACGUUAAGACGGGACACGCGUCAGCUCUCGAUUUUAGUUGCCGACGUUAUAUUUUCUACUUGUUCAUUAGUUGUACGUUUAUAUAACAUAACUUCAGCUACUUCGGUACCUGAGCGGUAAAUAUUAUAAUAUAUAGGUAGGUGCCACACUCGGGGAUCGCGCGUUCCGCCCGCGAAAAGUGCGCCAAUAUAGUUUUCCUUAUUAUUUAUAUGGACUGCACCACUGUAUAGGUACGCGAUUUAAUAUAUACAUACCUGUAUGAUAUACAAAACAGUUUACCUGUAGCAGUGUCGUCCGUCGCUUCGAGUUCAAACACCUAAAUACAUAUAACGGACUCUUGGACGCGAUAUUUGUGUCAGACAAUAACGGAUUGGCACUAGGGUCACACGCGGGGCCCAACGAGUCGAAAGUCACCACACCCAUCGUACCACCGACACACGGAUGCGAUGUGAUGUGAUGUGAUCGGCGGCCGAGUGACAACGGGCGCGCGGCGCUGACAUCGCAGGUUGCUCGAGGCGCCCCCAAAACGGAGUACGUCACGGGGACGGGGCCAUGCGGCGCCCCCCCAGCCACAUACCAUCAGCCACUGAUCGAACACCAUCAGAACCACGUGCAACACCAUCAGCUGGUGGCCGCGUCCAACGGACAGUUGCGCGGUCAGUCCAGCGCCGCCGCGAUGGCCGUGGCCGCGGUCACAGCACCGCCAGUCCAGUCUGUCAACCCGCUGAGCACCGUCUACGCGACCAAGCGGCGACGGCGCAACGGCAAGAGUGUGAAGACGACGCCCAAAGACGGGGGCGUGGGAAAGAGUAACCCAAGCAAACGGCACCGCGAACGGUUGAACGCCGAGUUGGACACGCUGGCUAACCUGUUGCCGUUCGAACACAAUAUCCUAUCUAAGUUGGACCGGCUGUCCAUACUCCGGUUGUCUGUCAGCUACCUGCGUACCAAGAGCUAUUUCCAAGUUACUAUGCACAAGUCCAAAGAAGAACAAGCCAAUGUUACCAGCUCCCAGUACCAGCGUUCCAGGACGUGCCCGGAGCCACAUCAUUUGUACUUGGACGGAGAUAUGUUCCUACAAGCAUUAAACGGAUUUUUGGUGAUGCUCACUUGUGACGGGGAAGUUUUCUUUGCUACACAUACCAUAGAAAAUUACCUUGGCUUCCACCAGUCCGACAUCGUUCACCAGUCAGUCUACGAACUAGUGCAUUCUGAGGACCGAGAAGAGUUGCAGAGACAGCUCAUGUGGAAUUCGGCCAUACCCACGGAACCGGGGUCGCCGUCUCCGUCCAUCACAUUGCACGAGGCCUUGCACCCGGAUAACGGCCGUCUGUUGCAGCGUAGUUUCACCAUCCGUUUCCGGUGUCUGUUGGACAACACUUCCGGUUUUUUGAGACUGGACGUCCGCGGACGGAUCAAAGUAAUUCAUGGCCAAAACCGCAAGUCAGACGAACCACCACCAUUGGGCCUUUUCGCGCUAUGCACGCCCUUCGGCCCGCCGUCUUUACUUGAAAUACCGCACAAGGAAGUCAUGUUUAAGAGUAAACAUAAGCUAGAUCUCAGCCUAGUGUCUAUGGACCAAAGAGGCAAGUUAUUAUUAGGUUACUGCGAUUCCGAACUCGCUAAUAUGGGAGGAUACGACUUAGUCCAUUAUGAUGAUUUAGCGUACGUGGCGAGCGCCCAUCAAGAACUGUUGAAGACUGGAGCAUCAGGAAUGAUUGCCUAUAGGGUGCAGACCAAACCGGGCACGUGGCAAUGGCUACAGACUAGUUCCAGACUGGUUUAUAAAAACUCGAAACCUGACUUUGUGAUUGGCACGCACAGACCUUUAAUGGAAGAAGAAGGCCGCGAUCUGUUGGGCAAGCGGACCAUGGACUUCAAGGUCAGUUACUUGGACGCGGGACUGACGAAUAGCUACUUCAGCGACUCGGAACAACUGUCCGGCACGUUGACGACGUCCACCACCGCGGCGUCCACCGCCGGUGCCGGCACAACCGGGUCGGCCGGUCAAACGCAACCGUCGCAGCCUAGACGCCGGUACAAAACGCACCUACGCGACUUUCUGUCAACGUGCCGGACGAAGCGGAAACUGUCAGCGAGCACCGCGACACCGGCACCGACGGUGGCCGCCACCGUGGCCGUCGAUUAUCCGACGGCUGUCCAGGCGCCUUCGGUGCCCACCGCCCCGCCGCCGACCGCGGACGUCCUUUACACAAACCUAAACACGGCGGCGCUGUACUCGGCCGGACCGUACAACGGGGCAGUAGUCGCUGAUAACGGUGGAUACCACCAGACGAAUUUCCAUCAGACCCUCUACGAUACUCGAAUACCGUACCUGACGGCCACUGACAACCUGUUCCAGUAUAGGCCUUUGGGCAACUAUUACACUGAAUACCACACACCGGCCACUACACCAUACAUGGGCAAUGGGUUUUUGGACAUAAGUCCCAGGGGACCAGUGCAGUGUGGUCUGCCCACAUACGAUCAACUGACCACAGUAACGACGGCGACUGUCGGUGGCAGAGAAUGCGGCGACAAGCUGUACGGAUCGCCACCAGUAGUGUCGAUGGAUCAUCACCAACAACAGCAGCAGCACCUACACCACCAUCACCACCACCACCAACAGCAACAGCAGCAACAGCAACAACAGAGCGGCGAAGACAACAUAGGAAAAUGUCAUAUGGACACCUCCACGGCCGCCGCCGCCGGUCUACCGUACCUGGUGCCAUUGUGCGACGUUCAGUUCCGCACGAAGAGCUCCUCGCCACCGGUGCCGAAUGGUCUGAAAAUCGAAGACUCGAAAUCCGAAUACGGAAUGCAAUCGUCUGAUUCGGACGUCCCCAGGCAAACGGUACUCAUGUGGGGCACGUGUGUUGGGGACUCUUCGUCGUCGUCGCCGCCCAAUCAAUCGCCGGGCGGCGGCGGCAACGGUAUUAAUAAUAGUAACGGAGGCGGCGGCGGCGGCGUUGGCGGCGGUGUUAACGGCAAUGGCAGUGGAACGGGAGGAGGUGGUGCUGGUUGUGCUAACGGUGGUGCUGGUGGUGGUGCCAGCGUUACUGGAAAUGUAGGUAAUGGUAGUGCCGGUGGCGACGGUGGUGGUGAUCCGAGGACGUCACCGCAGAUCAACGGCCAUCCACCGUCGCCGUACGUACAGCGGAAGAAAAUGUCACCACCCGCGCCGCAACAGCCACCAACCGGAAGUCCGUCCGACCAACUUUGCAAGUCGCAUCUACAAACGGACAUGCCAGAUACACCGCCUAGCCCGACGGCGGCGGCCGCAGCAGCGGCAGCCGCGUAUGCUAACCACCAUCACUACCAUCACCAAAACCAGUAUCAUCACCACCAUCAUCAUCAUCAGCAGCAUCAUCUGACCGGGGGCCCUGAGGUAUGGACACCCCCGCACGCGCACCCACCACCACCACCUCCACCGCACCACUUCUAUGCUUAUCACCACCACCACAGCAACAGCAGCAACAACAACAACAACAACAACAACAACAACAACAACAACACCACCAUCACCACCACCUCCACCACCAACAGCAGCAACAACAACAACAGCAGCAGCAACAGCAGCAGCACCAGCAACAGCAGCAGCAGCAGCAGCAGCAUGGUCGAUGCUUAUCAUCACGAUCCGUACCACCACAACAACUACUAUCAUCUGUACAAUCACACUGCUCACCACCAAACCGCUGUAAUGCCGGCGCCGGCGCAGUACCCGAGUCCGUCUCAGUCCCGGCUAAAUCACAGGACUGCAGUCCUCUGUUGUCCAUCUCGGAGGUGACCAACACGCUGUUAAACCAGUGAUUACCUGCAUUAACCGAAAUGCGCGACCGGCCGGCUCGUUCAAUAACAUAAUAUAAAUACAUUAUAUGCUGUUUGUCAUACGUCAUGUAGGUAUAGCCGUAUAGGUAACUAAAUUGUCUAUAUUUAAAAGUUCUCAAGGCGUAUUCAUGAAAUACAUAGCUUAUCGACUAUUAUACUCCACUUGGCUCGUAUUUAGACGAAAAGUUUUUCGUUUUUUUUUGUAAGGAGAGUUUUUUAUUGCUCGACGAGUGAUAUUAUCACCGGGGGGCAACGAUAAGUACUUAUCAUAUUAUUUACGGCGAUUAAAACGGGUUUCCUACACUCUACAUGACGUAGGUACACCUCUAUUAUAAUAUCGAUAUCGUCGUUGGUCGAUUUUAUUUUUACUAAUAUAAAAUAUUAUAUUAUUAUGUACCUACUAAAUGAUAUCAUUAUGAAAAUAAUUUCUAACUUUAUAUUUCUCUCCAGACUUUUGCUCGUCUAUUUUAAUAAUAUGUAAUUCAUUGCACAAAAACUGAUUUUUAUCAAAACAUGUUUUCGUAAACCACUCCCUUAUAUUAUAUUUAAAACUUUUAUGUUUGUCAUCGUAAAUUCGAUUUAUUUUAGUUUUAUGGUUUGUUUCUGUGAUACGAAUAGGCUACAAUAAUAAUAUUAUAAUUUUUGUGAAAAUCUAUUCGAGCUGUGUUUUGUAGACGUAACCUAGUUUGUAUUUUUACAGUAAUAAUUAUUUUCGAUUGCUU